Molecule: messenger RNA, 1560 nt
Organism: Fonsecaea multimorphosa CBS 102226
Lineage: Eukaryota; Fungi; Ascomycota; Eurotiomycetes; Chaetothyriales; Herpotrichiellaceae
Exons: 3
Coding region: 1-1560 (519 amino acids)
Cellular component (GO): small-subunit processome; box C/D methylation guide snoRNP complex
Molecular function (GO): snoRNA binding
Source: RefSeq, a predicted model, not a curated record
AUGGCCGAUUUUCUCCUACACGAAGGCCCCAUGGGCUAUUCGAUCUUCAAGGUCGUCCACCAGGCUGAUACUGUCGGCAAUCGUCUGAAAGAGGUUCAAGAGAGUGUUCAAGAUCUUGCACGAUUUGGCAAAAUGGUCGACCUCGUCAGCUUCCUGCCAUUUGAGAGUGGAAAACAGGCACUUUCGGAGUUGAACGACAUUUCUGAAGGCAUCGCGUCAGACUUUCUCAAGUCCUUCCUCGAACUCAACCUGCCGAAAUCCGGGAAGAAGAACAAAAUAACUUUGGGCGUCUCAGACAAGAUCCUUGCCGCCAGCAUCAAGACAGCAUUCCCAAGCAUCGAGUGCGAAACGGGAGACACAAGCGAGGUUGUUCAGGACAUGCUCCGGGGAAUUAGGAUGCACUCCGAGAAACUGCUAAAACAACUUCGUGAAGGGGAUACAAACACUGCACAGCUUGGUCUGGGCCAUGCGUACUCGAGAGCCAAAGUCAAGUUCUCCGUGCAGAAAAAUGACAAUCAUAUCAUCCAAGCCAUCGCAAUACUCGACCAGCUAGACAAGGCCAUCAACACCUUCUCUAUGCGCGUCCGCGAAUGGUAUUCCUGGCACUUCCCAGAGCUCAUCAAGAUCGUCUCGGAUAACCACAAGUAUGCCAAGGUAGCGCUGUUCAUCAAGGAUAAAAAGACUCUAUCUGACGGAAGCCUUCAUGACCUUGCCGCCGUAGUGGAUGACGACGAGGAAAUUGCAAAGAGCAUUAUCGAUGCAGCAAAAACAAGUAUGGGUCAAGAAAUUUCGGCUUCAGACAUGGAGAAUGUGACCUUGUUCGCGGAACGAGUGGUCAGCCUCGCCAACUACCGAAAGACGCUACACAGCUACCUUGUCUCUAAGAUGGGCGUGGUUGCCCCAAACCUAGCUGCCCUUAUUGGAGAAAUUGUGGGAGCGCGGUUGAUCUCUCACGCUGGCAGUUUGACCAACUUGUCAAAAUAUCCCGCUUCAACUGUUCAGAUUCUGGGGGCGGAGAAGGCUCUCUUCAGAGCUUUGAAGACCAAAGGAAACACGCCCAAGUAUGGUCUAUUAUACCACUCCUCGUUUAUUGGAAGAGCUGGGCAGAAAAACAAAGGAAGAAUAUCACGGUUUCUCGCAAACAAGUGCUCGAUCGCCUCACGGAUCGACAACUUUUCCGAAACUCCAUCUACAAUCUUUGGGGAAGCACUGAAGAAACAAGUGGAAGAACGACUAGAAUUUUAUUCUUCUGGAGCACAGCCCACCAAGAACGAGGCAGCUAUGAAAGAUGCCAUGGAAAAAGUUCUUGCAGAGAUGGAAGUUGACGAUCCCACAAAAAUGGCUAUUGACGGAGAUGAUCUUGAUGAUGAAUUAGCGUCAGCCCAGAAGUUGGAUAGCGCAAAGAAGGACAGGAAGAAGGAGAAGAAAGAUAAGAAAGACAAAAUGGCAAAACAAGAAGACACCGGCAAGAAGGACAAGAAGGAUAAGAAGCGAAAAGCAACCGAGUUGGAAGGUGAGGGAGGCGACAAGAAAAAGAAGAAAUCAAAAUCCAAGGAAUAG